AUGGCGGAUGCACCAGCCAUUCUUGAAGGCAGUCAAGAACUCCUGCAUGAGGAUCCAAUCAGCACGGCGGAACAUCCCAUGAUCAUUCAGCAAAUUGGCGAGUCCAACGAGCAUCUCAUCAACUAUCACAUGCAUUCUUUCACGCUUGAUGAUGUAUAUUUCAGUCAGGAAUACAUGACCGAGCCCAGUGACAGCUCAAUCAACUACUCGGAGUACUUUCCCCAUGCAGCAGCGCAACCUGUGGGUCCCGAGUACGCCGUCGAGCACGAUGAUGACAUGAUUGAUGAGCGUCCCAUAAUCGGCAUCACAGCUGAGAUGAUGUUCAACGACAUAAAUGGAUAUUUGCACGUAUAUCAAUUUGUCAUGGAAGUGAUCAACAAUACAUAUCACAGGAAGCCUACCGCCCAAGGGUCACAGAGGCGAACCUAUCCAUCAAAGCAUGUGUUUCCCUUCGUUGCAAUCGGCAGACCAAAUUAUGUGUGCGCCGCAAGAAAGGCCAGGCCAAGCUUAAAGACACAGCACAAAUGGGCCAGCAUGACACAAGAAGAGGAGCAUACUUUUCUGAAGUUCCCAUUGACGCAAAUGGAGGAUAAAAUCGCCGAGUUCAUGCUCGCACAUACAAAGUGGAAGGGGUGGCUAAAGGACGACUUGAACAAGAUGGUAGACGAUGCGGUCAACGUCCUGAUACGCAUAGCCUAG
Messenger RNA from Pyricularia grisea, 699 nucleotides. RefSeq lists its product as uncharacterized. The coding region runs from base 1 to 699 and encodes 232 amino acids. The transcript has a single exon. Lineage: Eukaryota; Fungi; Ascomycota; Sordariomycetes; Magnaporthales; Pyriculariaceae. The record is from RefSeq and is a predicted model, not a curated record.